This is a messenger RNA of Symbiodinium necroappetens, 263 nucleotides long. The record is from the annotation of a GenBank genome assembly. Lineage: Eukaryota; Dinophyceae; Suessiales; Symbiodiniaceae.
AUGUACGCGAAGGACAAUGGCUGCGGGCUUGCCGCACCCCAGUGUGGCGUCAAUCUGCGGGUGAUGGUGUACAACUACCAGCGCAUCGAGGGCGAAGGUCGAAAACCUGAAGGUGAGGUGGUCUUCGUGAACCCUCGUAUCACGGCGCAUUCCGAGGAGAAGUGCGAGAUGCUGGAGGGCUGCCUCUCCUUCCCGAAUUUCGGGGCCCCAGUGGUGCGGCCCGCGUGGGUGGAGGUGCAGGCGGUAGACUUGGAUGGAACCCC